Bolinopsis microptera is the source of this 2427-nucleotide messenger RNA. RefSeq names its product carbohydrate sulfotransferase 9-like. Gene Ontology annotation, molecular function: sulfotransferase activity. The record is from RefSeq and is a predicted model, not a curated record. Gene Ontology annotation, biological process: carbohydrate biosynthetic process. Bases 705 to 1997 code for a protein of 430 amino acids. NCBI's taxonomy places the organism in Eukaryota, Metazoa, Ctenophora, Tentaculata, Lobata, Bolinopsidae. The transcript has 8 exons. Gene Ontology annotation, cellular component: membrane.
GUUCAUAAACUUAACGUAUUUCAUUCUUGCCUCUCAUUUGAUUCUAACUCAUAAUUUGGUUGAUUUUUGGCAGUUUUCCAAAAAAUCUUAAAUUCUAUUCUGUUUAAAAGAUCUGCACGGUGUAAACUACACGUGAAAACUGAAGACCAUUAUUAGGUCAGGUUAAAUUUACUCUCAAACUCCACACUGCGAGCUGAACAAUGACAUAAUUGCAGGCCAUUUGAGUGAAUGAGGAAGCAUUAUUCAAGCUGCUCUAAUAAUUCUCUUAACUCGUUGAAUCGUUGAUGCUGGUUAUAAAAAUUGUGAACGGCAUUAUCAAUAAUUAUUAGCGUUUGUUUUAUCUUUUGACUCAAGAGCGAAAGUAUAUUAUUUGAUGCGUUUUAACAAUGGACUUCAAUUAUGACCAGUAUAAGAGUAAUUUUAGCUCUAUACUUUUUGUAAAAUGAGACCCAAAUAAUCUAUAGGAGCAGGGGUUUCAUGUCGCUUGUACGGUGUCGUCUACACAUAUAUAUUUGAGCAUCAUGGAGUAACGUGUGCUCAUAGCUGGAUCUACAACGCCCGGUAGUAAAGGUGAUAAACAGAGAGAUUGUUGUUGCUAGUGUACCGUCUAAACAUCCUUCAUAAACCCCCUGCACCAACUUGUUGUGCUCCACCAGGGGCCUCAUCUCUACUUUACUCUUCCUGUUUCCUCCCCAGUCUUCAAGAUGUUUGUAACGAGAAAAGUUCUUAUCGGAGCUUUACUGACACUGCUUUGUUUUGGUGCUCUGAUCUAUAGUACGCAGUUCUCUAGUAGCGUGUUAAACAAUAUUCAAGGAGGAGAAGAUAUUGUUAUAGAGAUUUCUUCUGAUUCGGAUGUUAGCAAAAAGGGAGUUACAGAAGAGACGACCCCAAACCAACCACCUGAUACAGAAUCAGAUACAGAAUCAGAUGCAGAACCGGCAGAAAAUGUCCAAGUAGUUGAGAAGCCCACAGUUGACCUAGCUAUAUCAUCUCCACAGCCAUCCUCAACCGUACAGCCUAGAGGUCACCACGCAGCUGUACCAGACCAGACUAAGAAGAUAGGUGACUCGUGGGACCACGUCAAGGACACUGACCAAAUUCUGAAAUUUGUCAGGUCACAGUGCGAAAAGUAUGAUAUGAUUAAGGCAGAGCCCGGCGAAGUUAGGAAACCAAGAAUGUUGAUAGUAGCUAAAAACUGGAAAGAGCAUAUGCUUUUAUAUUCUAGUAAUCCUAAAACUGGGUCUACAUCAUUCAAAAAGUGGUUUACCAGAAUUCAAGGAGACCCUCGUCCAUAUAGUGAAAUGUCUGGUGUUCACUCGAUGGGGAAAUAUGGAAAUUUGAAUCAAGCCUGGGAAUUGGCCGAAUCGAAAUCAAGCGAUCCUUUUAGUGUGACACUGGGAGACGUGAUAAAACCGUUUUAUUCGGUGGGUUUUAUGAGAAAUCCCCUCUCUCGACUCAUAUCUGGUUUCAGAGAUAAAAUUCUAAGGAGAACAAACGAUGGUAUAAAACCAGAAAUGUUGAGAGUAAAUCCAGGCCUAACUGGAGAGUCGUCGGACCCAGAAAAAUUUGCAGCUUUUGCUGAGGGCGUUAUGAAAGGAAAAAUUAACAACUUCCAUUUUACGCCCCAAUGGGAUAAGAUGAAGAUAUGUGAUUUCCCUUAUGACAUGAUCGCACAGACGGAGACAACACAGCAGCAGAUUAAAGAGGUACAGGAGCACACAAACACCACUCAGUUCGAGUUUCCUGGAUCUAGAGCUGAAGUGGGUGCUGAUAGUGUUGCUACUGUUCAUUUGGCGCACGAAUUCUACGAUAAAGUAAAACCAGACAUCAUGGAGCAGAUAUAUCAGUAUUAUAAGUGGGACUUUGUGCUAAUGGGCUACACAAAACUAAGUAAUCCUAAUUUCCCUUACUUAGACUUUGAUCAGGACUUUGAUAAAGAGUUCGGUCUUUUGGGUGAGGAGGAUCCUACGAACACUAAAAAUGAACCUCCAGGCUGAUCUUGCUGAUUGAAUUUAAAUUGGAUUUUUGAUUAAAUUGUUUCUAUAGUCAGUCGAGCAUGGGCUAAUUAGACCAAGGUAUCUUUUUAAAUUCGCAUGUUGAUGGUUGUUGUACAAAGACCACUGACACAAAACGGCUUGGUUUUAGUAUUAAUCUGAAGGCGGAUUUUGCUGACUACAAAAUCAUAUGACUCCUCCGACCUUUUACAGACGAAAAUACUCUAACCAAUUUUUUGAUAAAUGUUAUUUGAUUAAAUCAAUACUUAAUCUUGUUAGAAUAUGGUGAAAAUAAAGUUGUUUUUAACCGUAGAUAUACAUUUUCAUACUUAAUUUGCUUGGUUUCGUUGAUUGAUAAUGAUUAUUGAGGUUAUUAUAUUCAGAGGUGAUUUAUUUAAUAACAAUGUUGAUUUUAUUACUACAAAAGCAAGCG